Molecule: messenger RNA, 8209 nt
Organism: Rattus norvegicus (Norway rat)
Lineage: Eukaryota; Metazoa; Chordata; Mammalia; Rodentia; Muridae
Source: RefSeq, a predicted model, not a curated record
CUCUCUCUCUCUCUCUCUCUCACACACACACACACACACACACACACACACACACACAAACACUCUCUCUUUUCCUCACACUCUCCCACUCUCUCACAUUCUCUCCACUCACUCUGCACACACCUCAUAUGUACCUCACUCUCUCUCUCUACACUUGCUCUCUCACCUUUUUCUUGCCCAAGUCUUUUAUUGUUACUCCAAAAGAAGGUAGAAAAAAAAAAGACAUUGUUUAAUCAUUGCCAAAUCAAAUUCAAAAGAAUAACCACAUCCCACAAAGAAUCAGGAUUACAAUUAUUCCCCAAGGUUUCAAGCUUCCCCUAUUCCCAGGCCUGUGGCCAAAAUAAUAAUUGCAAACAUCAUUAUUUAUGGUGAAAACAGGUAUAUAUUCAGAAUUAAGCCAUCUGGAGUCAGUUUAGACGAUCCCAGUCUUGUUGGCAGCAUCUAGAGCAUAAUAACCAAGAGCGGAGCAAACAUACGCCUUCUUCUCUCCUGAGGCCGUAUCAGGGUAUUGACUUUGGCCACAUCAAUGUCAUAGUUUCUUCACAGCCUGAUUGAUCUGGUGCUUGACAUCCACAAGGAACACAAGCAUGUUGUUGUCCUCUAUUUUCCUCAUGGCUGACUUGGUGGUCAGGGGGAAUUUGAUGAUGGCAUAGUGGUCAAGCUUGUUUCUCCUGAAUACACUCUUUCUAGGAUAUUUUGUCUGCCUCCGGAGCGGCAGGGUCUUGGGCUGCCAAAAGGUGGGUGUCGUUCCGAUCUUCUUCUUUUGUGGCUGUGGACGCCUUUUGGCACUGCCUUCUUAGCUUUCAAGGCCUUCGCUUUGGCUUCGGCUUUGGGAGGGGCAGGAGCUUCCUUCUUCGCUUUUGGCGCCAUCUUGGCGUAAAGGGUUCACUUAUCAUUGUUUAAACUUUAACUUUUGACUUAUUAUACUUCAGAGUUCAGAGCUCCGAGGUCAGCUACUUGCAUUUUCCUGUCUAAUGAUAAAUGACUUGGGCAAAUCUGCCAGGCAGUGACCAGAAAGAAUCAAGUUAACCCUUAACUCAGCAGUUCCGCUAGCCUUCUGCUUCUGCACAUUGCACACAACGACUCUCCUCAGAGUCCCGGUGUUUUGACUUAGUUUUACUAAUAUAUAAUUUUAUGCAUCCUAUACUUACUUAUCCAGGAACCACGUUCAAAUUUUGUGCAAAAUUAUUUCCUAACUUCAGUGGUUUUUUUUUUUUUUUCUUUUCUCGGGAUCCCAAUGUUGGCUUGGUUUCAUUUUCUAAUAAUUUCUUCAAACUGUCUUUGCAAGUCAAGCAUUAAUCUGGAACUAUCACUGUGCAGUCAUUUCAUUGUUUCCAAGAUGAGAGCACACAGCCUGCACCUGGGCCAUAAGGACUGUGCUGUGCUGUCAAUUUUUAAUUGUUUUAAGAAUCAUUACAUUAAGGGUUAUCUAGUUUCAUAGAAUUCACCAGAGCAGAUAAGGAAAUAAAAAAAUCAGAUAUAAUAGGAUAAUUAUACACACCACGGCCAAGUGAAAAGCAGUCACGAACAAAUGAAAUCUAUACAGCUGUUGUCCAGGGAUAAAGAGAAAUGGGAUUUAAAAAUAAAACAAAAAACAAAUUGCUGCUCCGGGUUUCGAAGAUGUCUCCAUCCAGGCCUACGGCGGGCAGUGUCUUAUUUCUGAUGGCGAAUCCCCUGGAGGGAUAUGUCUUCUGCUUCUCAGGGUCCCAGACACCAACUUUUUUUUUUUUUUUUUUACCAAGGAGCUGCAGCAGGCUUCUGAGAUGUCUCCAUCCUGGCCUGCUGCUGGCAGUCCUUGUCGUGGUAUGCAGUCUCCAGUACCAAUCUAAUUGUAUUUUGAUAGUAGCUACCUCCACCCUUCUUACCUUCCUAGACUCUAGUGAUCACUUUCCUACUUUAAGUAAAUUAAUUUAGAGAAAUAAAUGUCAGUAGAAAUGGAGCAUACCACAUUUUUUUGUUAAUAAAAAUGUAUUUUUGUUUAACAUUUUUUUCUGGAAACGGAUCAACAGCUUCUCAAAAAGAAUUUUCACAAGUAAAGUGAUGGAAUAACCGAUUUGGAUUGUGAGUAGGAAACCUUCAGACAUAGGCAGUGCUGUAGGGUCCCAGUCCUUCCUCUAGCCAGCUACGCUUCUGUGGGUUCUUCCCCGGCUCUUCGGAUCCUAGCCGGGGCCACAUGCCUGUGCUAGGUCCAUACCUAACGCAACGCGCACGGGUUGCGGAAGGGCGGGACACCGGAGACGCUCCAGACCCCAGGGUCGCUGGGCUCAACAGCACCAAGCGAUGCACGUGCUGUUGUUGUGGUGUGACAUCAUGAGUUGUGCCCCGGAAGUAGUUGCUCCAUAUCCCUCCCCCAAUAUGGCGGCGCCCAGUUCUUUAGGUCAGCACCUGCUUUUGCUCAGCGUGUAAUUCCAGCCUUGGCGAGAUUGGUCAGACCAUGGACGCGCCGGGCUUCACGGCCUCACUGGUGGCUGGAGGAGUAGCAGGUGCCGCUGUGGACUUGAUAUUAUUUCCUUUGGAUACUAUUAAGACAAGGCUGCAGAGUCCCCAGGGAUUUAACCAGGCUGGCGGCUUUCGUGGAAUAUAUGCUGGUGUCCCUUCUGCAGCUAUUGGAUCCUUUCCUAAUGCUGCUGCGUUUUUUCUCACCUAUGAAUAUGUGAAAUCUUUGCUACACACCGACUCAACUUCACACUUCAGACCCAUGAAGCACAUGCUGGCCGCCUCUACAGGAGAAGUGGUUGCCUGUUUGAUUCGAGUGCCUUCUGAAGUGGUUAAGCAGAGGGCACAGGUGUCUGCGUCUUCAAAGACCUUGCAGAUUUUUUCUACUAUCUUAAGUGAAGAGGGCAUCCAAGGACUGUACCGAGGCUAUAAAAGCACAGUUUUAAGAGAGAUUCCUUUCUCCUUGGUCCAGUUUCCCUUGUGGGAAUCCUUGAAAGUGGCUUUGCAGCUGCAGUCACUACACCUCUGGAUGUGGCUAAGACAAGGAUCAUGCUGGCAAAGGCCGGGUCCAGCACUGCUGUUGGGAAUGUGCUGUCUGCCAUGCAUGGGGUGUGGCGCUCACAGGGACUAGCAGGGUAAGGACAAAGCAAGCCCUCUGCUGCCUGGCCUCUUCUCCACUGGCUCUUCCUCAAGUCUUUGCCUGCCGCGGACGAACACCUCACCCUUUCUUUUCUUAUACUGCAUAUGUAAGAUUGCACAGUCAGAGACAGAGCACUCUAGCCACACGGUUCUUGGUCUUGUCCUUCUUGACACUGGAUGACAUGCAAAUGUAUUUUGGCUGCAGCAUGGAUACAGAUAAGCUCCCACUUACACACCGUAGAACGCAAGUGCGGUAGGCUUAGGUAGGCACUCAGAACCGUUGGCAGCCAUGCCUUACGGUGGGCACGUGCCCUGCAUCAUCGGUGUUGCUUUAUUGGUGGGUAAUUUUGUCAGUGAACAGUAUGUGCUCACACGAGUGUAGAUGGUGCCACCUACAGCCCUGGUGAAUAUGGCUCCUAGCUGCACGUGCAGCCUGUCACUUCCCAGAUGACUAUGGGCAGCUGUAAGAGCAGUAAGUGUUUGUGUAUCUGGAGACACAUAAAUGGGGAGAGCCCGAGGACCGGGUUUUCGGAUGAACAUCAUUGUACGGGCCAGCAUGGUAUAUGCAGUCUGUUUUUCUCUAAAGCGUUACUCAGCUCAUCAGGCGGCGCUGUCUGCUCCACAGUGCUUGGCCUCAGGUGGCCAUUGUUGUCCCUUGCUGGCUAAGUGCCUCACCUUUUUUGCAUGUGGUAUGCAGAUGGGUGUGUUAGCCCGCGAGUGUACCUGUAGAGCACAGAGGUUGAGAUUGGCUGUUUUCCUCAGUCACACUUGCAACAGUCUCCUACUGACCCUCCAGCCCACCAUUUUGGCUACAGUGAGUCCCGAGGACCUAUCCGUCCCCUUCCCUGUGUGCUGGUCACAAGUGAGGACCACUGCACCUGGCUUUCAUGUGAUGCUGAGGAUCUGAGCUUGGGUCACUGAACCAUCUCUUAGCCCCAUGUCCUCCAAAUGCUUUGCUUUAUGUCCCAUACAGCUGUCCCUGCGCACUGAUUUGUCAUACAGGAACUGUGUCUAUGUUGAGUUGUUAAAAGCAGGAAGACUCUGUCUAUGGAGCUCUCUUGACAUGUUGUGUGGAGCACACAAGGAGCCUCUCUGGAAGGCAGGAGGGCGAGCCCGGCAUUGGGAGCAGCAGCCCCGUGUGCAGCCCUGAGCCCUCCUGCUCUUAGCCUCUUUGCCUGGCACUGCCAUCAUCUUAUUCCCAUGCCAGGGACACCACUGACUGCUGCUUUUGUGUAACGUUGGCAUUUUAAAUUUCAGCUGAUGGACCGGGAAUAUGGUAAGGCUUUUGCCAGAGAGCAAACUCCAUGUCUGUUAGAGUUUUCCAGCUAUAAGUUUGAAAGUGGUGGCUGGGUGGCUUCAUUGAACAUCAGCUCUGAUGGUCUGAGGUACAGAUUGGAUCUAACAGACAGGACUUAGACUCUUGAUGUGUCGGACAUAGGAACAAGGUGGUAGCAUCCGCAGUGAGUCAUAGCAUCCUUAUGCAUGAUUUGGGAAGCCUCUUAGGUAAGCAGUGACUGGGCCCACAGAGGCAGCAGCUGGUGACUGGCUUUUGACAUCAUAAAGACCCGCUGCUAGAUUCUGUGGCGAUUUAGCUGGGCUUCCAACUGUGGUGUUGUGGGGGCUGCAGCCCAUCUACCAGUGGAGACAAGACGGGCAUGCUGGAUGGCACAGUACCUGCCAUGGCCACUGCAUGCUGCUGUGCAGAUGAUGCGAGAGCAGCCUUCCCUGCCUAGGUCAUGGCACACACUUGACUAAAACUAAGCAGUGCCAGAGGAGCAAAAGCAAAACAGGCCAAGGGUGUAUGCUUGUUCUGACCCUGCCUUAGUGCUGAAAGAUAAUUGGGUUUUUGGCUCAUCUUCUGAGUCCCCAGGCUUGCACUCUGUCACCUUGUACAGGGCAGCACUAAACAGCAUGUUCUGGGCAGCAGUGGCUGCGACUGAACAUACCACAGCUCCAGCAUCUCUCGAGCAAAUGACUGGACCAAGGAACAUGGAAACUCCUGAGCCCUUUCUGGGCAGGUGGCUCAGCCACUCCUCUGUGGCAGUGCCAGAUAGAGCCGUCACAGUCUGUGGUCCCUGCUCUGCACACACACUAAGCCGACCAAGUAGCCCCUCAACCGAGGAACCUGAUGUUCUCUCAGAGGAUGGGGGAUCCACACUGGAGGGCAGACUGGUUACCCAUGCUCCUUUAGCCCAGAAGCUGCAGAGCAGGGGCGAGGUCCACUUGUCUUGGAUUGCUCCUUGCUGAUCCUCUGAGGCUUUUUGAAAUGUGCCCUUUGUGUACUCACUGCUGCUGGGAGCUCCUCCCUACCCUGUUGCCCUUGGAACACACCCUGCCCUACUCACAAGUCUGCCUGCAAGCAUAGGUGGAACCUCUCCCCCUACAAAAACUCCACUUUAAGGAGGCUGUGGUCCAUUGAUCUGGUGACACUAACUGCUCCCAUCUGUCUCUGGCGUCUGCUGAGCUUGUUAGUGGCAAAAGCGAGUGAGAUUGACUUAGAAGCCAGUGGAUGCUCAUGGCCAGUGGUCUGCAGCAGCUCCGAGUCUCCAGGCCUCCCUUCUAGCACCUUUUGUACAGUAGGUGUCUUGUUUGCCACUUCCUGUGUCAGACUAGCUGACCUGAGAGCCUCUGGGACGCCUGUCACUGUAGGAGCACAGGGUGGGGGUGGGGGUCUUACCACAGACUCUGCUAUGUGCAGUGUCACAGUUUCUAGACGUUUGAACCCAGCUCCUCUUGCUUGCACUUCACCCGCUAAGCCAUGCUCUCCAGCUCCAUAGAGAGCUGUCCCAGUGUGUAAAGUCCUUGAUCACUCUUCUCUGCACUGCCAGCUAGAAGUAGGAGGGCAGCUGAUCACCUCCACUGGUUAUGUAGGCGUGGGGGCUGUGUAUCUCACAGGGUCCUCCUGUCAGCUAUCUUAAUUAGCCUCCACUUAGCACAAAGACUUCCCCACAUAUUUAAAAGGCAUGAGUGUUGUCGUAAUAAAACAUUUGCCCUACACCCAAAGUCUCUCUGACAGUGCGCACACAGGGACAUCAAACUACCUGUGAUAACUGGUUCUUUCUUCUCCAGGGUUUGAACUUGUGUCAUCAGUCUUGGCAGCAAGUGCCUUUUCCCUCAGAGGCAGCCCAAGUUGUGGUUUUUCUAAGUUUGUCUUUCUGCUUACAGAAGCACUUUUCUGAGCAACAGAGUUUCGGUAGAAAGAAGAUCAGGCUUUCUGUCUGUCACUCUCCCACCCCCCCACCGCCUCUGUAAAAGGCAGUAAUUUACAGUCUAGGACUUGCCCUGUGCGAGCUUGUGGACUUAUAACCUUUUAUGGCUGGGGUUGCUUCUGUCCUGUUCUCUCCAGCUGUGUGCUACUCUGUUUUCACGGUGCUCACUUGUCCAGCCAGGUGAGGGUCAUUAGUGGAUUACUUUUCUUCAGUAACAUCACAAUGCAUAUUUGUAAAAUUCCUGGGCAUCUGGAGGACUCCCUGCCACCACAGUGGUUCUGACUGGAUUAGGGAUAGACACCUGAGAGUCUAGAACUGACACUGUGAGGUGGUUCACCUUCACCACAAUCUGUGACUCCAGUGUUCCCAUUUAGAUUGAACAAGAAAAAGGAACCAUGUCAUUUCCUUCUUGUAGAAUCACAUUUGUGGAACUCCAACAACAAAAUACCACCGAGUCACAGGACAAGCAAGCAGAACGGUUUAAGAAUUUGCUUUGUCUCCCUGAACUGAGACCUAGAAGCCCCUCAGGUGUCCCACUGCCAUACACCCUUCCAGCCUCUGUCAGACCAUGCCUGACUCCUUCAUUGGAGCUCACUGUGGGAGGGUGGUUGCUGGGUUAGCCUGAGCGCUCCCAGAUGGUGCAGUCAUGCGAGGCUGAGCCCCAGUUUCUCCUGUGUCCUUGGGAAUGUUACUCAGUGGCCUUCUAUAAGGAAGGGGGGAUGUUUCUGUGGGGUAUUGCGAGUGGGUGCACUGAAAUGAGCAAACCCUGGGCAUCCGGAACAUGGCCAUUUCCUGUCCCUAGGCUAUUUGCAGGUGUCUUCCCGAGAAUGGCAGCAAUCAGCAUGGGAGGCUUUAUCUUUCUGGGUGCCUAUGACCAGACCCGAAGCUUGCUGCUAGAGGUGGGCAGGAAGAGCCCAUGAAGAAGACACUUCAUGUCCUUGGGCUGCUGUGCAGUCCCCUCUCCUCGUCCUGGAGCUACAGUGCAGCUGCGAAGAUGGCUCAGAGAACAGCUUAAUGAAGGUGGCACAGACUGCCCCAGGAAACUGUCCUUGGUGAAACUCUGACCCAGCACCUCAGUCCUCUCAAUAAAUACUCUUGGUAAGGCAAGGCCUUUGAUCUGCAUCCUGCACUUCCUGCUAUCUGUUGGAGUCACCAGAAAAGCAAGCUGGCUACAAUUGGAAGUGAAUGACCAGACUGGGAAAAGGAAGGAGGCUUGGGGCAGGAACUCUGCGUGUGGGUGUUUCUCCCCGGGGCUAAUGCCUAUUGUGUAAGAUUAUAGCUUUGUUUAAAAAGCACGAACUGCAGGUGCAUAGCACGCAUUCUUUCUGGUAAGGAGGCUGCUGUUUUUAAUUACCCUUGUAUUUCUCCUAUAAAAACACAUGAUUAUAUUAUAUUACUUUACAGCAAAGUGCCCCGAAGUCCCUGGGGUGUAUGACAGACAGCAGGCAGCUGCAGUGCUUAUGAGUGGGUGGGCCCAAGUGACUUUAGUUAGGAGCAUGGCUGAGGGAAGCAGUGUGUCCGUGACCACUGUGUCCUCCCUGGAGACCAGCCAGAGCUGCUCCUUUGUCCUCGAGGUAUAUGCCAGCAGGACGUGGGAGGGUCAGCAUAUUUGGGGAGCAUAAGGCUUGACUAACCAGCUCCAUGUGGCAAAAAAAAGUGAGCUAUCUGAGGAAUGUAGUGCCACUGUCUUCCUGGGGCAGCAGUGUGUAGUCUGUGCUUUGUCUAAGUAUUCUCCGCUUGGGGAAACAUUAUUAAUAGCAGAACUGCACUUACAAGAACAAUGACCGCAGCACACACUUAGUAUUUAUAAAUGAACCUUUAUUAAAGACACUGUAAUGCCAUUUGUUAGACACUUCAAUAUUUUACAUGUUUUCAAUGUACACUGUACCAAAAUUUCUAUAAAUAAAUAACUCUGUACAUAAAAA